AAUCUCUUUGCAUUAGCCACAGCGCUUAAGGGGUUAAGCUCUAGCUAACAGCAACAAACACAGCAGCCGAGUCGCGAGUCUGGAGCUUUCGCCAAACGCAAACUCAAUAUCUAGGGCUAAAAUGGCCUCUUUAGGAGAACCUGUGCGUCUGGAAAGAGACAUAUCUCGUGCCAUUGAGCUGCUGGACAAACUCCAGAGAACAGGGGAAGUGCCUCCCCAGAAGCUGCAGGCACUGCAGAGGGUUUUGCAGAGCGAGUUCUGCAAUGCUGUACGGGAGGUAUAUGAGCAUGUGUAUGAGACGGUGGACAUAAAUAGUAGCCCAGAGGUGAGGGCGAAUGCAACAGCAAAGGCUACAGUGGCUGCAUUUGCAGCCAGUGAGGGUCAUUCUCAUCCACGUGUGGUAGAGCUCCCUAAAACAGAGGAAGGACUGGGGUUCAACAUCAUGGGUGGGAAGGAACAAAACUCACCCAUCUACAUCUCCCGCAUCAUUCCUGGAGGCAUCGCCGAUCGGCACGGUGGCCUGAAGAGAGGAGAUCAGCUGCUGUCCGUUAAUGGAGUGAGUGUAGAAGGAGAGCACCAUGAGAAAGCCGUGGAGCUGUUGAAGGCUGCUCAGGGUACAGUAAAGCUGGUUGUACGGUACACCCCUAAGGUUCUUGAAGAGAUGGAGUCGCGCUUUGAGAAGUUGAGGUCUGCCAAACGCCGGCAACAGAACAACUACCCCCAGUAGGGCGUCUCGCCUGAGCCCUUCACCCCUCCCAUCUCUCCUUCCCUCUCUCUCACUUUCUCUGUCAUUGUCUUUAAUUCUUCCGCCAUCUGUCUUCCUUAUUCAUAUUCGCUCACCCCCUUUCUCCAGCCAGGGAUUAGCCACAUGUUUGGCACUUCUUUUUGUGAAAAUUUUCUAAAUCCUCACCUCCUCAACAGUUUUUUAACAGUCUUUUCACACACUUCUUUCUCAUAGCAUGAACACUACUACAUUGGCUCUGGAUGUUGUCACGUACACACCACACACACAUGCACUAUUGGUGCAUUACUAAGAAUGUACUGUCAUUUGGGAUGUUGAUUAGUUAGAUAUGCAAGGGGACCAUUGCAAUGUUCAACUCCUGAGGUCAUCCGAAUGAAAAUGUCAAAAAAGUGCCUCGAGGGAUUUACAAAAAAAGUCUGCAGCCCCCACUACAUCCCACUGUAGGCUGUGUUUUAUGGUCCAAGCACAAAAUGAGAGAACACUACCACCAUGUUAAAAUGCAAAAUCGUGUAUCAUUGAACGAAAGGUUUAUGAUGUUUGUUUGUUUUUUUUACUGUUUGCCCACAGAAAAAGGAAAAGUUCACCAGAAAUGUUAAAAUCUCAUUUUGAGCCUCCGGAGAGAUAAAUGGCAGAGCGGUGACACAAGCAUCCCAUCAGUCCUGCUGUUACAAACACAAAAUGUCAGCUGUAAAUAUACUCUCAUACAAAAAAUGUCAAUCCGGUAUCGCUAACUGACCCAAACUGAUUGACUCUUCACAUCAUGUUUACAGUACAAACUGAGUUCAAUAUCAACCUGUAUCAACAAGAAUAUUAAACUAUUUGGGUUUGUUUAGUCUUUGAGAGCCACAAAACGUGUUACAUAUGCUCCCGAUUACUCUUUUUAAACAGUCUGCAUUUGAAUGAAUAUGUGAAUGGAGUGUUUAUGAAUUGUUCAACCAAACAGCAGUUCAGAGGAGAUGCUAGUGGCACCUUUUGAGUGUUAGAUAAAUAGAAAUUUGAUGAAAAUAAAACAUUUUUUGUAGCAUAUGCCCCUUUAAAGCACACAGAAACACAAUGAAACAGUCCCUAGCUCUUAUUCAGGCUUGUUCCAUUUUUUGUUUGUAGAAUUUAAGAUUUUAAUUUAAAGUCUCACAGCAGAAACACUCGGUUUAAAAGUGUAGUGGGAAUUUUAUUGUUUUAUCGUCUGUUGUUUCAAAACGCUUUCUGAAUGUUAAUGUGGCACUUGCCUUUCAGUCAGCUGUGGGUCCAUAUGUUACACCCAGUUCACGCUGGUCAUUACAAAGAUCUGCAUCAUGAUUCAGAAUCAGUUCACUUAAAUGGUUAUAUUAGCAUGUCAUGAGGUAGCAACUGAGCAUAAUGCAAGCAAAACCGCAAUGAAUGCAUAAAAACGAAUGUUAAAGAACACCGACCUUAUUCACUAUUCAUUAUACGAGACCUGUCUAAAUGAAUUUUUUAUUAAUUGGUGCUGUCAUUUUCAUUUUCUUUCGUUUAUUUUGUUCCUGUUUUUUCUAGAUUCCUUUUUUUGAUCAAUCAUUGUUGUGGAAAGUUACUUAUACAUUCAUCUCUACUUGUUCAUGUUACAGCCAAAAUAUUAAGGAUUUAAUUGACAUGUUUUUUUGUUUUGUUUUUUAAAUCCUGUUUUGUCAAGAUUCAUGUUAUAAAAGUAGUUUCACACUGCACUUUCUCUUUGUACUAAUUUUCACAUGUUAAAAAAUGCAACACGCUUGAUGUAUUUUUAACCUCAAAUGCAGGUAUUUUCAGUGUCUGACAAGCUUGGGGGGGAAAAAAACAAGUCUAUUUUUCUCAGUCUCUCAUAAAAUAUUUAACGUGUCUAAUUAUAGAGGCCCAUGACUCACCCCGAGCUGUGAGAUACGUAGGUGUUUUGGGGGUGAGAGAUAAAAGGGAGGUCUGAUGUCUUGCAUGAAGGAAUCAUUUGUUAUUGAUGAAAAAAAAGAAGAAUGAAGAGAUCUCUUUUCUUUCUGUGGUGUAUACAGUGCUCAGGUUAGUUCUUUCAACAAUAUCAUACAUUUUAAAGCAUCAUGUAUCACGAGCAAUAAUGAGACAUGAUCCAUUUCCUAUCAUCAUCAUCAUCAUCAUCUCAAACAGGUUACUCACUCCCCAUUCAUACUUGGAUUUGUCCACAGGGGGGGCUGAUUAACUAUUUUUAUAACCGUUUUCUUUUGAUAUUUUACACCUUUUUGAUAAAGUGAUUUUUCUCUUGAGAUUUUUUUUUUUUCCAGGAAUGCUUUGUAUUGAUUUAUCUAGACCAUAUUCUCCUUGUGAUUCAGGUAACAAGACCAAACUUGCAUCCAUUCUGGGAGCUCUUUCCGUGUCUGGUCAACUAGUUUGAACUGUUAUUAAUAAACUGUUUUAUUGUGUUAUUUGACAUUUCUGUCCUGCUGUAUUGUGUUACAUUAAUGUGGAUGUAUAAAGACUGCUCAAAGUGAUUUGUUUUGAGGAUACAGAGUUUAAAUAUACGGGGUUUAAAAUC
This is a messenger RNA of Cyprinus carpio (common carp), 3233 nucleotides long. It is a transcript of the gene lin7c, whose product is annotated as lin-7 cell polarity scaffold C. Gene Ontology annotation, molecular function: L27 domain binding. The record is from RefSeq and is a predicted model, not a curated record. Gene Ontology annotation, biological process: maintenance of epithelial cell apical/basal polarity; neurotransmitter secretion; protein localization to basolateral plasma membrane. Lineage: Eukaryota; Metazoa; Chordata; Actinopteri; Cypriniformes; Cyprinidae. Gene Ontology annotation, cellular component: basolateral plasma membrane; MPP7-DLG1-LIN7 complex; synapse.